Blepharisma stoltei is the source of this 249-nucleotide messenger RNA. The record is from the annotation of a GenBank genome assembly. NCBI's taxonomy places the organism in Eukaryota, Ciliophora, Heterotrichea, Heterotrichida, Blepharismidae.
AUGCAGUCAAAGAAAGAAGGUUAUGCUACAUGCGUUUACAAUGAAGAGCAUACAAUGCCUGAGUCCACACUUUUAUGGCAUUAUCAACGUUGCCCAGACAGCCAAAGAAUGAAGCAUCUCUUCAAAGUCUGCCCCUACAACACAAUCCACCACAUUAGAUAUUAUGAGUUUGAAAAACAUCUACAAAGUUGCCCUGAUGCUCCAAAAAUACCUCAAUUAAACGUAGGAAACGAUGACCCAUGGGGAUAA